GGAGGGGAAGUGAGGCCUGAGGGGCAGCGCAGGAAUGAAGGAAAGGGGAAGUCUGGGAGCCAGGCCUGGGGGAGCCUGGUGGGGAGGACAGCAGGAGCCGCCCAGUCCUGAGAGCUGAGAGCUGGUCUUCUCCCUCCGGCCUCCAGCGUCUCCGAGCUAUGAGCCAAGCCAGGGAUUUACAGGGAGGAAAAGCUUUUGGGCUGCUGAAGGCCCAGCAGGAAGAGAGGCUGGAGGAGAUCAACAAGCAAUUCCUGGAUGAUCCCAAAUACAGCACUGACGAGGACCUGCCCUCCCAGCUGGGAGCCUUCAAGAGGAAAUACAUGGAGUUCGACCUGAACGGGAACGGGGACAUUGAUAUCAUGUCUCUGAAGAGGAUGAUGGAGAAACUCGGGGUCCCCAAGACCCACCUAGAGCUAAAGAAAUUAAUUGGAGAGGUCUCCAGUGGCUCUGGGGAGACGUUCAGUUACCCUGACUUUCUCAGAAUGAUGUUGGGGAAGAGAUCCGCCAUCCUAAAGACGAUCCUGAUGUAUGAGGAGAAAGCAAGAGAACUGGAGAAGCCAACCAGACCCCCCGCCAAGAAAGCUAUCUCUGAGUUGCCCUAACUGCAGAAUAAGUGUGCGUGUGUGCGUGUGUGUGUGUGUGUGUGUGUGUGUGUGUGAGAGAGAGAGCGGGA
Messenger RNA from Fukomys damarensis (Damara mole-rat), 673 nucleotides. It is a transcript of the gene Aif1, whose product is annotated as allograft inflammatory factor 1. Gene Ontology annotation, cellular component: ruffle membrane; actin filament. Gene Ontology annotation, molecular function: calcium ion binding; actin filament binding. Lineage: Eukaryota; Metazoa; Chordata; Mammalia; Rodentia; Bathyergidae. Gene Ontology annotation, biological process: ruffle assembly; actin filament bundle assembly. The transcript has 6 exons. Bases 159 to 602 code for a protein of 147 amino acids. The record is from RefSeq and is a predicted model, not a curated record.